AUAACCAGGAAUCAGUCGCAUCGCCGUCACUAGGCUGUGAGAAUUAUUAUAGUGUACAAGUCAAAUAAGCUUAUUGUAUGUGCUACUGACCCGGAUGCUGUGAGGUUUAUUUAACGCACUAGACAUCAGAGAAUUCAAUUUGACUGGGAGACUGCUUCAAAUGGCUCCCAGAGGAUAUACGCGAUUGCAUCGCUCCGUUGACGGAGACGAUAUCUCUAUUCAAAGCUUCACGGAGCCAAGUGUCGUUGGGGAACAGCAUGACCUCGAGUCCAAUUCAGGUGCAGAGGGCAGAUCAGACUACACGCUCUCGUCUGAAGACACGAAGAUUGAUACUCCGUCUGGCAGCGAGAGGUCAUCACUGAUGGGGGACCUCCCACCUCACUACGAAGACGUCAUCCCUGAUACUGUACCUGUAGCUAUAGAGGAGAAACUUGAUGGCGCGAAACUCUCAAGCUUGCGAUCUCAUUACGAGCCUCGGGAGGCUCCCAGUGAGGGGUUCCCAGAUGCGACAAACAUUCGACAGCAGAAACGGAGGAGGUUCAGAAGAAUCUGCUUGAUUGUCUCUCUCAAGCUACUGGCACUUUCUACGCUUGUAUUCUUCUUGCUUUCCUUUUCUGGUGUUUGUCGAAUGUGGCGUACUGGACACACCGGUAGCGCACCAGCAAAGGUGUCAUCUGAGCGUGAAAUAGUCAUCAAGAAGGGCUCCGAGUCUAUCUGGGGUCGCUGGCCACUCUAUGACUUACUAUCAUUGUCUACCGACUCUGGUAGCAUUACCGUGAACAUCGACCCGCAACCUGCUGACCCGGAGCACCCGGACAAGCCGGCUCGCAUCGUGCUCAAGAGCGUGUCCGGGUCCAUCGUUGUGUCCUUCAGCUCACCACAGGCCGCUUCCAUGCCAGAAGUGGACAUGCAGAUGGAUGUGGACGAGCUGAAGGCAGCACCCGGAGAUGAUGCAGUUAUCGACAAACACCGUGGGGGACAUCGAAAUGAUGCCUCUUCCGGUCAUCUCCCAGCUCGGCCUUAUGAGCUGGAAAUCCAGACCGUAUCUGGAAGCAUUUAUGGCCGUUUCGUAUUCUCCAAGAGUGCCAGCCUUCAGACUGAAAGUGGCUCCAUCAAUGGAGUCCUAAUUCCGGUCGUCUACGACGACCUACCUUCGAACAUCUCGCUCAGCACAGCAACUGUAAGCGGCCACCAUCAUAUCCGCGUAACGGAGCCGUUCCUCGUAUCCAAAUCUCAUACCACGCCUCAGAAGCACAGACGCGUGGUGGACCAUGCUACUGCUUCGCACAUCAGCCAUGGAUCUGGAAACAUCAACGUUGCGUAUCCACCAUCCUGGGCCGGCAAUGUCAGUGCCUCAUCGGGGUCAGGCAGUAUCCACCUCCACGGUAAGGGUCUGAAGAUCAUCGAACAGAGCAGAGGCCACGCAGUCGGUACCAAGGAGCCUUCUGAUGAUCAGGAACCUAGAUGGUGGGGAGGCCAGGGUGACAUGAAGGUAUCCGUGGGAUCUGAGGGAUCGGGAUCUGUUAAUUUCGUCGUUGGAUGAUUGAGAGGUUAGGAACAUGCCUUCUUUUGUCAUGACACUCAACACCUACUAUUAUGAAUGAUACGCUUCAGCAGGGCUCAUUACACCAUGCCUUCUCGCCCUUGUAGUUUACAUUUCCCGUCAUUCAUUAAGAC
This is a messenger RNA of Paecilomyces variotii, 1677 nucleotides long. RefSeq lists its product as hypothetical. Bases 161 to 1543 code for a protein of 460 amino acids. NCBI's taxonomy places the organism in Eukaryota, Fungi, Ascomycota, Eurotiomycetes, Eurotiales, Thermoascaceae. The record is from RefSeq and is a predicted model, not a curated record. The transcript has 2 exons.